UUUCUUUAUAUAAUAGCUUCUCUGAGACAAAUUCUCUUUUAUUGGCUUCUUUUAAAAAACCUCGGAUUGGUUCUUCGUUCACACAAGUUGUGUUGUGUUGUUUAACCUGAGCAGAGAGCCAAAGCUUUCUUUUAUUUUUAUUUCACUAAAGUGUCUUCCCGUUACGAUCCAAUCAAAUCCUAAUCCUAUGGAGCGAGGUGGUUACCGAGGAGGUCGUGGUGAUGGCCGUGGCAGAGGCGGCGGAGGUCGUGGCGAUGGUGGUGGUGGUGGUCAUGGUUACGGCGGAGGAGGAGACCGUGGUCGCGGUUAUGGCGGCGGAGAUCGCGGUCGUGGUCGCGGCACAGAGCGAGGCGGUGGGAAUCGUGGUCAUGGUCGCGGUGAGCAACAGGAUUUCAGAAGCCAGAGUCAGUGGGGACCUCCGUCAGGUCACGGUGGCCGUGGGACUCAGUUCCAGCAACCUCGACCACAGGCGACUCCGCAGACUCAGGUGACACAAGCAGGACCUCCGUCAGGUCACGGUGGCCGUGGGACUCAGUUCCAGCAACCUCGACCACAGGCGACUCCGCAGACUCAGGUGACACAAGCAGGACCUCCGUCAGGUCACGGUGGCCGUGGGACUCAGUUCCAGCAACCUCGACCACAGGCGACUCCGCAGACUCAGGUGACACAAGCAGGACCUCCGUCAGGUCACGGUGGCCGUGGGACUCAGUUCCAGCAACCUCGACCACAGGCGACUCCGCAGACUCAGGUGACACAAGCAGGACCUCCGUCAGGUCACGGUGGCCGUGGGACUCAGUUCCAGCAACCUCGACCACAGGCGACUCCGCAGACUCAGGUGACACAAGCAGGACCUCCGUCAGGUCACGGUGGCCGUGGGACUCAGUUCCAGCAACCUCGACCACAGGCGACUCCGCAGACUCAGGUGACACAAGCAGGACCUCCGUCAGGUCACGGUGGCCGUGGGACUCAGUUCCAGCAACCUCGACCACAGGCGACUCCGCAGACUCAGGUGACACAAGCAGGACCUCCGUCAGGUCACGGUGGCCGUGGGACUCAGUUCCAGCAACCUCGACCACAGGCGACUCCGCAGACUCAGGUGACACAAGCAGGACCUCCGUCAGGUCACGGUGGCCGUGGGACUCAGUUCCAGCAACCUCGACCACAGGCGACUCCGCAGACUCAGGUGACACAAGCAGGACCUCCGUCAGGUCACGGUGGCCGUGGGACUCAGUUCCAGCAACCUCGACCACAGGCGACUCCGCAGACUCAGGUGACACAAGCAGGACCUCCGUCAGGUCACGGUGGCCGUGGUACUCAGUUGCAACAACCUCGGCCACAGGCGGCUCAGGUGACACAAGUGCCUCAUGCUGGAGGCGCUUGGGGUCGUAAGCCACAGGUUUCUUCUGAUUCGGCUUCUCCGUCCACCUCCGUUGUGGUUACUGAACCCGUUCGUGUUGCUGAAGUGAUGAAUCCAAGACCAUCUGUACAAGUUGCGUCUACUGAUAGGAAAGAACCCAUGAAGCGACCUGAUAGUGGCGGUGUUGUGGCUGUGCGGCGUGUUAAUCUAUAUGUCAAUCAUUUUAGAGUCAACUUCAAUCCUGAUAGUGUCAUAAGACAUUAUGAUGUUGAAAUCAAAGGAGAUAACCCUACUAAGAAGAUAUCGAGGUUUGAGCUAGCUAUGGUCAGGGACAAGGUGUUCACCGAUAAUCCCGGCGAGUUUCCCAUCGCUAUGACUGCUUAUGAUGGUCAGAAGAACAUUUUCAGCGCGGCUGAACUGCCUACGGGUUCAUUCAAGGUGGAGUUCCCUGCAACUGAAGAGAUGAGAGGUCGUAGCUAUACGUUUACCAUCAAGCAGGUGAAUGCGCUGAAGCUACGUGACUUGAAAGAGUACAUGACAGGGAGUACGUCUUCCAAUCCGCGUGAUGUAUUGCAAGGGAUGGAUGUUGUGAUGAAGGAGCAUCCUUCUAAGUGUAUGAUCACUGUUGGUAAAAGCUUUUUCAUUCGUGAGCCUGAGCGUGGUGAAGACUUUGGCUUCGGGGUUGCAGCUGCGAAAGGGUAUCGUCAUACUCUGAAGCCCACGGCACAAGGUUUAUCAUUGUGCUUGGACUACUCCGUGUUGGCGUUUCGCAAAGCAAUGUCAGUCAUCGACUACUUGAAGUUGUACUUUGACUUGUCUGAUAUUCGUCAGGUCAGGAAUUGUAGGGGUGAUGUAGAAAUGGAAUUGACUGGUUUGAAAGUCACUGUCAAUCAUCGAAAGAACAAGCAGAAACUCACCAUUGUAGGGCUGAGUAAGCAAGACACAAAAGACAUAAAGUUUGAUCUUAUUGAUCAAGAGGGAAACGAGCCGCCAAGAAAAACUACCAUUGUUGAGUAUUUCAGGAUCAAGUAUGGAAGAGACAUUGAGCACAAAGAUAUUCCUUGCUUGGAUUUGGGGAAAAAUGGUCGGCAAAAUUUUGUCCCCAUGGAGUUCUGCGACUUGGUUGAGGGUCAGAUUUAUCCAAAGGAUGACUUAGAUAAGGAUUCAGCGUUGUGGUUAAAGAAGUUGUCACUGGUCAGUCCAAAACAAAGGCAGGAAAAUAUUGAUAAGAUGAUAAAGUCUCGUAAUGGACCGAGCGGUGGAGAAAUCAUUGGAAACUUCGGAUUGAAAGUGGAUACAAACAUGACACAUGUGGAAGGUCGUGUACUAAAGGCCCCAACAUUGAAGUUGGCAGAUAGAGGGAGAGCUGUGAGCGAGGAACCCAACGCGAGACAGAACAACCAAUGGAACCUUAUGAGGAAGGGAGUCACAAGGGGAUCUAUAGUCAAGCAUUGGGCUGUACUUGACUUCACCGCAUCCGAGAGAUUUAACAAGAUGCCUAAUGACUUUGUGGAUGCCCUGAUGGAACGUUGUUGGAAACUUGGGAUGCAGAUGGAGCCUCCUAUCGUUUACAAAACAUCGAGAAUGGAUACGCUUUCUAAUUGUAAUGCUCUUGAGGAAUUGCUUCGGUCCGUAAUUGAAGAGGCUUCUCGUAAGCAUGGUGGGGCUCGUCCUACUCUUGUUCUUUCUGCUAUGUCUGGGAGGGCCGAUGGCUACAAGACUCUGAAAUGGGUAGCAGAAACCAAACUGGGUCUGGUAACUCAGUGUUUCUUGACCGGGUCUGCCACUAGAGGAGGUAGAAUUUCUGAUCAGUACCUUGCAAAUCUUGCCCUCAAGAUAAACGCAAAGGUUGGUGGAAGCAACGUCGAGCUGAUGGAUAAUAAUUUCUCUUUCUUCCAAAAAAAUGAUGAGGUCAUGUUCAUUGGUGCCGAUGUCAAUCAUCCCGCUGCUCGAGACAAGAUGAGUCCGUCUAUUGUUGCUGUUGUGGGAACUCUAAACUGGCCUGCAGCUAACCGUUAUGCAGCUAGAGUCAUUGCCCAGCCUCACCGUAAAGAGGAAAUACAAGGAUUUGGGGAUGCUUGCUUGGAGCUUGUCAAAGCUCAUUUUAAGUCCACUGGGAAACGACCUAACAAGAUUGUGAUAUUCCGUGAUGGUGUCAGCGAUGCUCAGUUCGAUAUGGUUCUCAAUGUGGAGUUGCUUGAUGUCAAGCUGACUUUUCAAAAGUAUGAUUACAAUCCAAAGAUAACGGUAAUCGUAGCACAGAAACGUCAUCAAACUCGUUUCUUCCCCGCCACAAGCAAUGAUGGAAGUGAUAAGGGGAAUGUGCCUUCAGGUACGGUUGUUGAUACUAAAGUCAUUCACCCGUAUGAGUAUGAUUUCUACCUAUGCAGUCACCACGGAGGGAUCGGGACAAGCAAACCGACUCAUUACUACACUCUUUGGGAUGAACUUGGAUUCACAUCAGAUCAGGUUCAGAAGCUCAUCUUCGAGAUGUGUUUCACUUUCACUCGCUGCACCAAACCCGUCUCUCUUGUUCCUCCGGUUUAUUAUGCUGACAUGGUUGCCUAUAGAGGAAGGAUUUACCAUGAGGCAAGCUCUCGUGAGAGGAACAUUAGGCAGCCGAGGGGAGCUUCUACGUCUGCUGCUUCGCUUGCCUCUUCAUUAUCAUCUCUUACAAUCGAGGACAAAGCAAUUUUCAAGCUGCACGCAGAGCUUGAGAAUGUUAUGUUCUUCGUCUGAAGAAGAGUGUGAGUUUUUUUUUGUGUUUUGGGUCCCAAGCUGAACUUAAUACUAUUUUCGGAAUCGGAACGCCCCGAGAACGCAGUUUUACUCCUUUUUCUGGUUAGAAAGGAGUUUGUGCGUGAAUCUAAUUGGGUUUUUCGCAGUGUGUUUCUUUCAUUUUGGUUGGUGUGUUGAAAUGAAUUUCUUUUUGGUGUUGUAAUGCUCUUUAGAGCAGAAACCACGUCUUUGUGUUUUCUGGUUUUAUAGUAUUUCAGACUCUCAUA
Molecule: messenger RNA, 4362 nt
Organism: Camelina sativa (false flax)
Lineage: Eukaryota; Viridiplantae; Streptophyta; Magnoliopsida; Brassicales; Brassicaceae
Source: RefSeq, a predicted model, not a curated record